AUGUACUCAUACACUUUUGAUGACAUCCUAGAGGAGGCGGGCAAGUUUGGCCGAUCGCAGAAGCGAAUCUUUGCCCUGCUAUGCAUGGUGUCCAUGCCAUGGGCUGGUGUCUACGUAGGCAUUGUGUUCCAAGGGUUCACCCCAGAGCAUUGGUGCCGGGACUCAGGGGUGAGUCAGAUCCGGCAGAGCUGUGGCUGGAACCUGAUGGACACUAGAAAGAUCACGGUCCCUCUGGUCAACACCUCAGGAGUGCUGGUCCACAGCCAGUGUGAGCAGUACAACCUGGACUGGAACGCUACAGGUCUGACCUGUGACAACCCAGAGUCUGACCUCUCUGACGCCCACCGCAGCAAAGCUCCCAUGACCUCCUGCAAGGAAGGAUGGGAGUAUGACUACAAGGGGAGGCAGUCCUUUGUAACUGAGGUGAGAACUUUAUGAAAUAUAUGUUCAAGACAUUGAAUUUAAAUUGAAUGUCAGAACAGAUUAAGAUGGCAGUAGAUGAUAAGGUAUUUGUUGAUUUCAGUUUGACCUGGUGUGUGCUGAUGCCUGGGUGGUGGACAUGUACCAGGCUACACUCAACGUGGGCUUCUUCAUAGGCAGCAUAGCCAUUGGAUACCUGGCUGACAGGUAAGGAAGGCUGUGUCAGUGGUCAGACAGAAGAUCCCACCAGUGCAGAUAACUUGCUGACUUUUAGAAAUACUUAAAAACAGAAAAGUUAAGGAAAAUGGACUUGCUAAAAGUGAGUGCACCUGAAUGAAAUAAAUAAACUUCUGAAAUACUGUAUGUUCUGAGACGGAAACAUGACAUUUGAAUUUACAUCCCCCGAAUGUACCUUUUUGUCUUACAUUUUAGAUUUGGCAGAAAGACAAGCUUCUUGGUGUCCAACCUCUUGAAUGGGAUUUUUGGAAUUCUUGUAGCAUGGUCUCCAAAUUGGGUAUCCAUGCUGGUCUUCCGAGCAUUCUAUGGCUUUGGGGUUAAGGGAGGCUGGGUGGCUGGAUAUGUUCUGAGUACGACAACAUUACUUACACAAUGUCUAAAAUUUUAAUUUUACAUUUCAAGUUGUAGUUUUACUAAUUGUGGUUGUAAUAUUUACAGCAUAUUACUCUUGUGGAGAUAUCUCAGUCACAACACUUUUGACUAUAGCAUCAUGUCAGAGGCUAUGUAUUCUCGGUGUCCUGUCCUCAUGUCCUGCCUCUCUCCUCAGUCACUGAGCUGGUAGGAGUAGAGUACAGGAGGACUGUCGGCGUCGUCUACCAGAUGUUCUUCAGUGUUGGAAUUCUCAUCCUGCCCCUCAUCUCCUACUUCAUCACAGACUGGCGCUGGUUGCAAGUGGUCAUCACUGCACCUUAUAUCCUCUUCCUGUCCUACUACUGGUAAGACCUGGAACUGCCUCAUACUGUAGAUAUUCAGGUAGAUUUAAGUUUGUUUUUCAAGCUUUUUAUAUUGAGUUUUCUAUUCUGGCUUCCAGGUUCAUCCCGGAGUCUCCAAGAUGGCUUCUCUCUCAGCACAAUGCAAAGAAAGCUGUGGAGAUCACUGAGGCAAUAGCGAAAGAAAACAAGAAAACCCUCUCCAAGAACAUUGAGGUGAGAAAUUAGGACUUUGAAGGGUAGAUCAAAUUUAAGAAACUAAAAAAAUUGAGUAACUGAAAUGUAGUUUAAUAUUACUCAAAUUUUGUAUCUUACAGACACUCAAAUAUGGCAUUGCAUGGUAAAGUAGGUUGUAUUAUAACUUUUAUAAUGCUACUGUACUUACAGAUGAUGAGAGACGACAAUGCCGAAACCUCAACUGCCUCGUUCAUGGACCUAAUCAGAACUCCAAAAAUGAGAAAACACACCUUCAUCCUUAGUUUCAACUGGUAAAAUGUAUUCCACAAACAACAAGAACAUUACUGGAACUAUAAUAGCCCUAUUAGUCACAGCUCACAACUAUACUAUUUCCUUUACAGCCACUGUAGACCCCUCAAUAAAUAAAUUGUCUUUCUUCCAGGUUCACUAGUGCUAUUGUCUACCAGGGUCUUAUCAUGCGUCUAGGAAUCCUGGGAGGAAAUGUCUACAUUGACUUCCUGAUCUCUGGUCUGGUGGAAUUCCCUGCUGCCUUCCUUAUCCUCUUUACCAUCGAUCGUAUCGGACGGCGUCUUCCCUUUGCCACGGCCAACAUUGUAGCUGGAGCAGCCUGCUUCAUUACUGCUAUGAUUCCUGAGAGUGAGUCUGUGAUAACAUUGAUGUUAAAUGGCAAUUACCUGCCUGGUUGAAUUUGUAUUAAGUUUUUCUCUCAUUUUUCUUUCUCUCACAUACAGGCAUGUUCUGGUUCAAAACAGCUGUGGCCUGCAUAGGCCGGUUGGGCAUCACAAUGGCUUUUGAGAUGGUGGUGUUUGUGAACACUGAAUUGUACCCUACGUUUGUCAGGUAAGGGUAACCAGCAGGGCUGGGGUCAAUUGAAAUUGAAGGUGGUCGAUUCAGGAAGUAAACUUAAAUAACAAUUCAUUUGAAAAAACGCCAUCUAUUUUCAAUGACUUGUCAGUAAACUGAGGAAUAGAAGCUAUUUAUUUCAAAAAUGUUUCCAUUUUAGAAUUUUUCUAUUAAAAUCACUUCCUGAAUACUGACAUUACAUAUAACAGAAAGUUUAGUUUAAAGCUGAAAUUCCAGACAGUGACAAUUGUUUCCAUCCUCAGGAACCUGGGUGUUUCUGUGUGCUCCACUCUGUGUGACAUCGGAGGCAUCGUGGCCCCGUUCCUUCUCUACAGACUGGCUGCCAUCUGGUUGGAGAUGCCACUCAUCAUCUUCGGUACCUAAUUACAAUGUUAUAACAUGAUUAUACACAUGUUAUUAAUAUCUUAACACAGCAACGCUGUAAGAAGUUGAAUCAUGUACUGUACCAGUAUCUCAAUAUCUUGAGCUUGAAACUAAUACUUUUGGCUAAUGUAGCCUCAAGCACAGCUGUUUAGUGAAUGUUUUCUAGAUACAAGCAGGGACUAAUAUGCUGAUGGUGAUUUCUUUGUGUUUUACAACACAGGGGCCCUUGCGUUUGUGGCUGGAGCUUUGGUCUUGCUGUUGCCUGAGACCAGAGGUGUGCCACUUCCUGACACCAUCGAUGACAUUGAGUUUCCAGAAAAGUGAGAUUUCUACCCAUCAGUUUCUAUUAUUUCUACAAGUGAAUGUACUGAAACAUCAUGCCUUCAAACAAUAAGGUUAUUAUUUAAAUAAUAUGUCAGAGGUGAACAAUCUAUUCAUUGUGUAUGUAUGUGUUCCUCUUGCCGUCUCAGAUGCAAAGAAAAAGCUCUGAGGAGUAUAGAGCUGAGGCGGAAACAGAUGAUAAACCUGUUACCCACCGCCGCCGACGUGAUGCCCAACAAAGAACCUGAGACUGUCUGAUUCCCUCCUGGGAAAUUAGAGUUUGUGUGAUGAAAGAAUGAGAAGGUAGUGAUGAGCAGUAUUUAUUAUUUUAUGUUUAAGUUACCUGUUUGUUUCAUUUGUUGUUUCUAAUACGAAUUAAGGAGUGUUUGUGUUUGUGUUGGCGAAAUAUUGGAACUUAUUUCGAUUUCUUUCACCUCUACCAUGUUUCCUGGUUUUACUUAUCCCAUGUGCCAAUCUGCUACAGUAAGAUUUCCCUCUCAGAUCAUGUGCAUUGUGCCAUGUAUUUUUUUAGAUAAUGUGUUUAAAGUAAUUUACUGAUUUAUUUGUAUUAUAAAUGUUGGUAAUAUUGUCAUAUUUCUUAACAGUGAGUGUAUUUUUGACAGUUACUUACAUGCCAUUCUAGAGAAGUAGAUGGAUUGUGUUGUUUCUGUGAAUUGACAUUAUUCUGUGUGAGCAGAAAUAUUAAAGAUUUGUAUCUUUACGGAUGGUAACUCUAAUAAUAUUUAUAUGGUUACACACACCAACUUUUAACAAAUGUAAGUGACAAUUACAAUUUUUAAAAUGUGUGAUUAUCUUGCAGGAGUAUACCCUGAAUUCCACAGUGUCCAAUUUUCACAAUAACCACCCAAUUUACAAGUUUGAGAGUAAAGUAUUAGCAUAAUAAAAGUACACUCUGUGACAGAGCAUACUAUAAAUGUCAGAAUGUUUUUUUUAUAGCGAAAAUAUAUACACUUUAUAAGGGUUCUCAAUGGCUCUAUUUCUUUGUGAAACAGUAAGAAAGUGUCUUAUUUGAUUUGCCUAGGUGACAUGUUACAGUAGAUUACCAUUCAGAUAUGCUACGCAGUGGAAUUGUAUCACGACUCAGGAUAUGACCCAGAUGCAGACACAGGAGGUGGAUGGUUCGGUUCUCUGAAUAUUUAUUAUAACCAAGGGGCAGGCAAAAGGGCAGGUCGAGGGCAGGCAGAGGUUCGUAGUCCAAUGCAGAGUCAAAAAGGGACAGAACAGCAGGCAGGCUCAGGGUCAGGGCAGGCAGAAAGGUCGGAACCGGGAAGACUAGAAAACAAGAACUGGAGAAAACAAGAAACACGCUGGUAAGCCCUGACAGAACAAGACGAACUGGCAACAGACAAACAGCAAACGCAGGUAUAAAUACACAGGGGAUAAUGGGGAAAAAUAGGAGACACAGGGCUGUGAGACAAAGGUUUAAUCCUAGACACAUGGAAAGUUGGCUGUAUACGGAGGGUCCGGGGCAACAGAAGACGAACAGCAGAGGGGCUAAGGACUUUAGAGAAGGGAAAUGGACCAAUAAAAUUGGGAGAACGUUUUCGAGACUCCACCCGGAGGGGCAGAUCAUGGGUAGACAGCCAUACCCUCUGCCCGGGCCAAUAGCGGGGAGCCGGGGUCCGGUGGCGAAUCCGCCUGUCGGCGAUACCUGGAGGUGGUCUUCAGAAGAGCGGACCGGGCUCUCUUCCAGUUAUGCCAACAGUGGCGGAUGAACAUCAGGGCCGAGGGUAUGCUGACCUCUUGCUCAGGGAAGAGCGGGGGCUGGUAACCCAAGGAACACUCGAAGGGCGAGAGUCCAGUGGCCGGGCAGGGAAGGGAGUUGCGGGCGUACUCCACCCACACAAGUUGCUGGCUCCAGGGGGUGGGGUUGGCAGAGACGAGGCAGCGAAGAUUAGUCUCCAGGUCCUGAUUGGCUCACUCUGAUUGGCUGCUGGACUGGGGAUGAAACCUGGAGGACAGGCUGGCCAAUGACCCAAUGAAGGCACAGAAUGCCUUCCAGAACCUGGACAAGAACUGAGGACCCCGAUCGGCGACCAUGUCGACGGGCAGUCCAUGGAUCCGGAAGACAUGCUGCACCAUAAGCUGGGCCGUCUCCUUGGCUGAGGGUAACUUGGGAAGUGGAAUGAAAUGUGCAGCUUUGGAAAACCUACCACCACAGUAAGGAUGGUGGUGUUGCCAUCUGACUGAGGGAGACCAGUGACAAAGUCCAGGGAUAUAUGGGACCAGGGGCGAUUAGGAACAGAGAGUGGUUGAAGGAGGCCAGCCGGAGUUUGCUGUGGAGUCUUGUUCUGUGCGCACACAGUGCAGGCGGCGACGAAUGCGGAGAUGUCCAGAACCGUGGUGGGACACCAAAAACGUUGGCAGAUGAAGACCAGGGUCCGACGGGAGCCGGGAUGACAGGUGAGUUUAGAGGAAUGGGCCCAUUCAGGACCGGGGACCGGGCCGAAUCUGGGAUGAAAUCCAGUUACCCGGGCCCCCCGGCUCUCAAUACCCCAGACUAGUGUAGCUGCUAGACAGGAGGUAGGGAGGAUGGUCUCAGAGUCAGAUGGUGUAGCAGCGGAACUAUACAGGCAGGACAGGGCGUCAGGCUUCACAUUCAUGGACCCAGGGCGGUAGGUGAUGGUAAAAUUGAAUCGAGUGAAUAACAGAGCCCAACGAGCCUGCCUUGAGUUGAGGCGCUUGGCGGUGCGGAGAUAUUCCAAAUUCUUAUGGUCGGUCCAUACUAAGAAUGGAUGUUCCGCCCCUUCCAGCCAGUGUCUCCACUCCUCCAGUGCCAUCUUGACCGCCAGAAGUUCCCGAUUUCCCACGUCAUAGUUCCUCUCAGCGGAAUUGAGACGAUGGGAGAGGAAAGCACAGGGAUGCAGCUUUUGGUCCUGGACAGAACGCUGGGACAGAACGGCCCCCACUCCAAUGUCCGAGGUGUCAACCUCCACCACGAACUGAAGGGGUGGGUCCGGAUGAAUUAGGAUGGGGGCUGUGGUGAAAUGGUGCUUCAGAUCCAGAAACGCCCGUUAAGCAGCUGGGGACCACAUGAACGGAACCUUGGAAGAGGUGAGUGCAGAGAGGGGGGAGGCCAGGGUGCUGUAGCCCAGAAUAAAGCGAUGGUAGAAAUGAGCAAAUCCCAGGAAACGUUGCAGCUGCACUCUGGAUGUGGGUUGGGGCCAAUCCACCACCGCUCUCACCUUGUCAGGAUCCAUCUGAAUGUUCCCCGCAGUGAUGACGUAUCCCAGAAAGGAGAUAGUGGAAUGAUGGAACUCACAUUUCUCAGCUUUACCAAACAGCUGGUUCUCCAGGAGGCGCUGAAGAACAUGCUCUUGAGCUGACCGGGAAAAGACAAGGAUGUCAUCAAGAUAGACAAACACAAACUGGUUCAACAUGUCACGGAGCACAUUGUUGACCAGGGCCUGGAACACUGCGGGAGCGUUGGUCAGACUAAACGGCAUAACCAGGUACUCGUAGUGUCCGCUAGCCAUGUUGAAGGCUGUCUUCCACUCAUCUCCUUCCCGUAUCCGACCAGGUGGUAGGCGUUCUGAAGGUCCAACUUCGAAAAGAUGGUUGCACCCUGGAGAGGCUCGCAAGCCGAGGAGAGGAGUGGUUGCGGGUAACUAUUCUUUACAGUGAUGUCAUUGAGGCCCCGGUAGUCGAUACAUGGGAGCCGGGGGUUUUGUCCUUCUUUUCCAAAAAGAAAAACCCUGCGUUGGCAGGGGAGGCAGAUGGACACAUGAUAGAGAGUCCUCAAUGUAUACUUCCAUGGUCUUGGUCCCCGGGCCACACAGGGAAUAAAGCCGCCCCCGAGGUGGUGUGGUGCCCGGGAGGAGGUCAAUAGCGCAAUCUUAGGGUCAAUGCGGAGGAAGGGAUGUGGCGUGAGCCUUGUUGAAAACCUCCUGGAUGUCCUGGUACUCCGCGGGAAUGGCAGAGAGAUCAGAGGCUUUUCCCAAACCCGCAGAAGGACGUCCUAAGGCAGGCUGCGCCGUCUUAUGGCAAUGUGCGUGGCAGAACGGUCUCCAACCCAGGAUAGAACCAGUAGCUCAGUCGAUCAGGGGGUUGUGCCUCUGGAGCAAUGAAACUUCCGGGUUCUUCGGAGGUGAGGGAGAAACCGUGGAUGAGCGAGUGUGGCUGAGAACAGAACUCCUCUCCCUCCUGUGUUCCCGCAGGCGCCCAUCGAUCCUUAUAGUCAAGGCUAUGAGGGAGUCGAGGUCCCUGGGUAACUCCCAGGCUGCGAGUUCGUCUUUGAUUUCCUCCGAUUAUCCAAGAAGGAAGGUGUCGAACAGGGACUCCGGGUUCCAGGCACUCUCGGCGGCCAGCAUGCGAAAGUCUACCGCAUAGUCUGCCACACUGCGGGAGUCUUGAUGCAGACGAAGUAGCUUCCGAACCGCCUCUCUCCCGGACACCGCGGAAUUGAACACCUUCCUUACCUCCGCCACAAAAUCCUCCAGACUAAGGCAAACGGCGGAUUGUUGAUCCCACACCGCUGUAGCCUAACCGAGCGCCCUUCCAGACAUCAGUGUUAUAAGAUACGCUAUCUUUGAUCAAUCCAAAAGAAACUAAGAGGGCUGUAGCUCAAAGAUGAGUGAACACUGGGAGAGAAACUCCCGGCAGGUUCCAGGAUCUCCAGCAUAGCGCUCCGGAGGAGGUAAGCAGGGUUCUCGGGAAGCCAGGGUAGGCUGGGGAGAAGCAUCGCUAGUAGCGAGGUUACUGAGCGCCCGGGAGGUUUCCGUUGUGGCUUGCUCCAGUAAUGAGUUGAACAUAUGGUAACAGCGUUCCUCCAAGGUAUGGAGUCCCUCCAUAAGGUUUUGAAGUAGCUCCUCGUGUCUUCCAAUGGUGGCUUCUUGCAGGGAGACAGCGUUGUGGAGCUGGUCUGAGUCUGCUGGGUCAGUCAUGGCCAGUUUGUACUAUCACGACUCAGGAUAUGACCCAGAUGCAGACACAGGAGGAGGAUGGUUUAGUUGUCAGAAUAUUUAUUAUAACCAAGGGGCAGGCAAAAGGGCAGGUUGAGGGCAGUCAGAGGUUUGUAGUCCAAGGCAGAGUCAAAAAGGGACAGAACGGCAGGCAGGGUCAGGGCAGGCAGAAAGGUUGGAACCGGUAAGACUAGAAAACAAGAACUGGAGAAAACGGGAAACACGCUGGUAAGACCUAACAAAACAAGACGAACUGGCAACAGAAAACGCAGGAAUAAAUACACAGGGGAUAAUGGGGAAAAAUAGGAGACACCUGCUGGGGGGUGGAGACAAGCACAAGACAGGUGAAACAGAUCAGGGUGUGACAGAAUUGCAUAACUUCAGCCAUCUCUAGCUCUUCAGCCAGACAAUGGCAGCCAGCUCUUUUAAGGGUAACCCGCUGACUCAGUUGGCAAUUCAGCCCAUCGUUGGUCAAGAACCUCUCUAUUGGACUUUUGAUCUGCUCUGUGUUUUAAAACCCCUGCACAGAUCCCACUGCAGUCUCACAUGUACAGUCGUGGUCAAACGUUUUGAGAAUGACACAAGUAUUGGUCUUCACAAAGUUUGCUGCUUCAGUGUUUUUAGAUAUUUUUGUCAGAUGUUACUAUGGUAUACUGAAGUAUAAUUACAAGCAUUCCAUAAGUGUCAAAGGCUUUUAUUGACAAUUACAUUAAGUUUAUGUAAAGAGUCAAUAUUUGCAGUGUUGACCCUUCUUUUUCAAGACCUCUGCAAUCCGCCCUGGCAUGCUGUCAAUUAACUUCUGGGCCACAUCCUGACUGAUGGCAGGCCAUUCUUGCAUAAUCAAUACUUGGAGUUUGUCAGAAUUUGUGGGUUUUUGUUUGUCCACCCACCUCUUGAGGAUUGACCACAAGUUCUCAAUGGGAUUAAGGUCUGGGGAGUUUCCUGGCCAUGGACCCAAAAUGUCGAUGUUUUGUUCCCCGAGCCACUUAGUUAUCACUUUUGCCUUAUGGCAAGGUGCUCCAUCAUGCUGGAAAAGGCAUUGUUCGUCACCAAACUGUUCUUGGAUGGUUGGGAGAAGUUGCUCUCGGAGGAUGUGUUGGUACCAUUCUUUAUUCAUGGCUGUGUUCUUAGGCAAAAUUGUGAGUGAGCCCACUCCCUUGGCUGAGAAGCAACCCCACACAUGAAUGGUCUCAGGAUGCUUUACUGUUGGCAUGACACAGGACUGAUAGUAGCUCUCACCUUGUCUUCUCCGGACAAGCUUUUUUCCGGAUGCCCCAAACAAUCGGAAAGGGGAUUCAUCAGAGAAAAUGACUACCCCAGUCCUCAGCAGUCCAAUCCCUGUACCUUUUGCAGAAUAUCAGUCUGUCCCAGAUGUUUUUCCUGGAGAGAAGUGGCUUCCUCGCUGCCCUUCUUGACACCAGGCCAUCCUCCAAAAGUCUUCGCCUCACUGUGCGUGCAGAUGCACUCACACCUGCCUGCUGCCAUUCCUGAGCAAGCUCUGCACUGAUGGUGCCCCGAUCCCACAGCUGAAUCAACUUUAGGAGACGGUCUUGGCGCUUGCUGGACUUUCUUGGGCGCCCUGAAGCCUUCUUCACAACAAUUGAACCUCUCUCCUUGAAGUUCUUGAUGAUCCGAUAAAUGGUUGAUUUAGGUGCAAUCUUACUAGCAGCAAUAUCCUUGCCUGUGAAGCCCUUUUUGUGCAAAGCAAUGAUGACGGCACGUGUUUCCUUGCAGGUAACCAUGGUUAACAGAGGAAGAACAAUGAUUUCAAGCACCACCCUCCUUUUAAAGCUUCCAGUCUGUUAUUCUAACUCAAUCAGCAUGACAGAGUGAUCUCCAGCCUUGUCCUCGUCAACACUCUCACCUGUGUUAACGAGAGAAUCACUGACAUGAUGUCAGCUGGUCCUUUUGUGGCAGGGCUGAAAUGCAGUGGACAUGUUUUUUUUUAGGAUUAAGGUCAUUUUCAUGGCAAAGAGGGACUUUGCAAUUAAUUGCAAUUCAUCUGAUCACUCUUCAUAACAUUCUGGAGUAUAUGCAAAUUGGCAUCAUAAAAACUGAGGCAGCAGACUUUGUGAAAAUUAAUAUUUGUGUCAUUCUCAAAACUUUUGACCACGACUGUAGUAUCUCUGCUUCUGACACCCAACUCAACAACCUGACCACUUUCGAUGAAAUUCUGGAGGAGGCACUGAAUUCUGGUCGUUGCCAAAAGCACAUCUUUGCUCUGCUAUGUACUGUGUCUUUGCCUUUUUCUGGGGUCUCUGUGGGCAUUGUGUUCUAGGGGUUCACCCCAGAGUAUUGGUGCCGGGACUCAGGGUUGAAUCAGAUCCGGCAGAGCUGUGGCUGGAACCUGAUGGACACUAGAAAGAUCACGUUCCAGCUGGUCAACACCUCAGGAGUGCUGGUCCACAGCCAGUGUGAGCAGUACAACCUGGACUGGAACGCUACGGGUCUGACCUGUGACCUCACUGACACCCACCGCAGCAAAGCUCCCAUGACCUCCUGCAAGGAAGGAUGGGAGUAUGACUACAAGGCAAGGCAGUUUUCAAUAUUAGAUUCUGUUUUUAUAUCCUGUUUCUUUCUUCUACUUUGGAGGUUCGGCAGAAAAAUGUGCUUCUUGAUGUCCAACCUCUGGAAUGGGGUUGCUUGAAUACUUGUAGCAGUGGCUCCAAACUAUAUAUCCAUGCUUGUAUUGUAGUAUCUGAACAUUCCAGAACUUGGCUCUGCUUGCGGAAACAUCUGGAAAGUAUUACUAUAGGGGCCCCCUAAGACAGAGGAGAUUCGGAUGUGUAAAGGCUAGGGAUUGGUCUAUCUAAAACCACCCAUAUUAUGUUACAUAGGAUAUAAAUACCAUGUUUUUGAACAAAGGACGGAGAGAAUAACAUAUUAGAGAUUGGGUCAGUUGUUCUCCAGAUGUCUGCAGGAAUCUGUAAAUGAGACUGUAAUCUUUGAUGUAAUAAACCAUUAUAAUCAAGGACAGUGUCAGCGUAUUCUUGUCAUCACAGCAUAUCAGCAACGUUGUCUCGACACCACAGAAUGGCGACGAGGAUUUGGGACGUGUUGCGUCUUUUCUCAGCGUUCCACUCAUGAGCUACGAAGUGACUCCCGCUCAAGACGCCGGCAGAUAAGGUGAGAUUUCUCACAAUUUUGGGCGCUGGUCAGUUCGUGUGCUGUGUGUGUGCGUUGAGGAGAUGUACCGUUUAAAAACUUGUGUGUGCGCUUUGCUGUUAUUUGCUGUGGGAUGAGGAUCCAUUCUAAAUUUCUAAAUUUGUUUGCGUUGGGAACAACGCAAACAGGGGGGAGUGUCUAUAGGAAUUGUUAACACUGGGCACACGGAUAUUUGGCUUGAAUAAAAUUAAAAGGAGUGUCCAGGGAUAGCAUGAAGGAAUAAGGCCAGGAAAUAAGGAAAAAGUAUACUUUUAGGACGUCGCUGAUUUAAGGAAGCCCUCAAACGAGGCGAUCAUUAGGAUGGGCCGAAAAUCCUGAAAACUCACUAGGUUGAUUUUUAAGGUCAGUUCUGGGAACUGGAGUUUGUGGAAGAUACAUUUAAUUGUAAGUUACCUCUCGACAUAUAGUUGACGAGGUAUGGGUUCGAAGUAACCUCUCAUUGAAUAUCUGCAACUCGAGGUAGCAGAAAUUUAGGAAGGAACAAUGAGAAAUAAGGAGCGACGGUAGCAUGCUUAGUGUAUUGUAUGAACGGAUGCAUUCUUGUUGAAUUGUGUGUGUGUGAGAAAGAGAGCCUAUGCGUGUGUAUAAAAGGGGAGGUCUCUGCUGUGUGUCGACUAAGGCUAUGACAACAGGGGUUUUAGUUUUUUGUAAGGAAAUAUGUUAGUUAAGGUUAAAACCUUGUAUGAGUCUCUAUAAAAGAGAAUGUUUAAUAAUUGUUAAAAAACUAUGAGCCCCUGGGAGGACGUUAGAUGUAAUGGAUAAGAAAAUAAGUCUACAGAUUAGAGUAAAAGAUGUGAAGAUAGAGGAGAGAGAAAAUAAAUUGUGGUAAAGUAAAGACACUUCGAAGUAGGAUUUGUGUUCUAUGUUCUGUGUUGGUUUGUGAGUUUUGUUAAGUGUUACUGUUUGUCUGUGUUGGAAAUAAUGGAGGGACAGCUGGUCUGUCUGUCUGCUUUCUGUUGUUUAGCUUGGAGAGAGCUGCUUGGGAGAGCUCCUCUCGCAUUGAAAUCGCACUGGUGAAUGAGCUACGCAUGCGUGGGAUUUUAUGAGUUUAGAGUUACGUAGAGCAAAUAUGCCACUCCCCUGCCUGCACUGAGCUGCUGUGACACGCAGAAUUAGUGCUACAGACAGAGAAGAAGAUUUUGAAUACACACAGAUAAAGUAUUCUGUUUGAUGUGGCUGUUGCUUAACUAUGAAACUAUUUGAUUGAGAUCUAAUGAAUUUAUAAAUGAGAGAUAUGUUGACGGAUUUAAAAAAAAAUGUUAUUGCGUUAUUUAUAAUAUUCCUGAGUUAAGCUGUUUGCUUAUUUCUUAGCGCGAAUGUGAACAUAGGUAUGCAUAAAAUACUAAAUUGUUGUCUGUUUCCUUUGUUCUCCUGUCAUGUGAGAGACGAGAAGGAGGAGACAGAGAGAGAGAGGAGGUGCUGACCAGUGCGUCACGCAACAGUGUGUGCUGCCGCGGAUCCAGUCCAAUCAAGGCCAGUACUGUUCUGUUCACAAACUUACUUUCCCAUACAGGAUAUUGUGUGUGCCUAGCAUAUUUCAUGUUGUGACAAUUGAACAGGGACUUGGCAACAGACUGAUCAAUUGAUGUAAUUAAGAAUUGCACAUUGGAGUUUUUUGUGCAUGGAUUGGUUUGAUUAGAGUUGUGUUGGAAAUCCAGCACUGACAUUAUUCUGUAAAAUUAAGGUAAUUGGGUGCUUAUUAAGCAAUUGGUUUGUGAGUGCUGUAGUGUUGCUGGAUUACAGGUCUUUCUUUUUUGGAUUGCUCUGAAGUUGACUACUUUCCUUUACUUUCCUGAUCGGAUGUGGUAAGAUUGCCACUAAUCAAUAAUUUGGUAAAAUAAAAUAAAAUAAUAAAAAUAAAUAGAUAUAUUGAUAAAUUAAUUAAUUGAUUAAUUAAUUAAUUACUUUUUAAAAAAUUAAAAAAUAAAAGGAGGGAAACAUAAGCUACAUAGUCUAAAGUAUUUUUGGUUUACAAAUUAAUUGGUUUAAAAUAAUAAUAAUAAUAAAAUAAGUCACAAUAAAGGAAUAUAAAAUAGUUGUUACAAUGGGGAAAAAGGACAUCAAAACUACGAAAGUAAUUACUCCUGUUGAUGUAGUAUAGUACAAAAUAGUAAUCGUCUAGUUAAUGGUAUUGCAAGGUUAUCUGGAAAAUGGAAUAAACGUUGGCCUGACAUUGAACAACCAUGGCCAGUGGAAGGGACUCUUAACCCAGACGUCAUCAAGAUAAUGAAAGUGCUUGUGGCCACAUAUAAGGCAGAUCAAAAGAAGGGGAAAAAAGGGGAACGACAUACAGAAAAGAGACAAAGAGAGCUGGGUGUUCUUAAGCUGUUUGAAAAUGAAGGACAAAAACUGAUAAAAGAUACAAAAGAUAAAAGAGACAGAGGUAUAGAGAAAAUGGCAAAAGAGGUGAAGGUGACAGAAAAACUAAUGGCAGAAGUCAAUACACCUUUCUCACAUACGGAUUCAGCAAAAAGACCCCCACCUUACGAGGAAGAAGUAGAGUUUAAGGACGUCUAUCCUCAGCUUCCAGUGAUCAUUCAGGAGGGUGAUUAUUGCAUCAGAGAUGAAGAUGAACGAAUAAUAGAGAGAAGACAAGCAGAAACAACCAUAAAGAUGAAUCCAAACUCCAAAAGUAAGAAGAAAACGAGAUGUCUGGAUACUAAGGGUGGAGUGAGGUUCAGGAGGAUGGAACUUGAAGAUGAUGAUGAUGAUGAUCAGAGUGAUUCAGAAGAGAUCAUGGGUAGAUAUGACCCUGUGAUCAGACGGAGGUUGGCCAGAGCGGAAAGAAGGGGUGAUGGAAGUUGGAAGGAGAAGAAUACAAGAGAUUCGAGUUCUGAUGAAAGUGAAGAUGAAGACAGCGAUAAAGAUUUGGAGAUUAAAGGUGCUUCAUAUUCAAGAGGAUUUUAUCCUACAAUGACUAGCACAGAAGAAAUAGAAAGAGAUAUAGACCGAUGCAUAUCAUGCCUGGAUAAGGCCAAUAAUUUAGAAGAAGUAAGAGAACCGGAAGAACAACUCAAGAAGCUGAAGAUACAGAAGAAAAAACUGCUGAAAAAAGGAUCCCAAGAAUUGGAGAAGAGGUAUACAUUGAGGCCAAGACAAGGGAGCACAAGUAAGAAGAUGAUGCCAGUGAUAAUUCGAGGACAGAACCUGGAGUAUAAGCCUUUGCAGAAUACCGAUAUGUCAGAUAUACUUGAGAAGCUGCCUACUCUUCAAGAUGGAGCAUAUCCUUGGAUUUCAAAAUUGGAAGAAAUUACGGUGGGAACACAGUCUGCCAUGGGAGACAUUAAGAGACUUUUGGCUAAUCUCCUUGGGAUUCCAGGUAUGGAAGACAUUUUUCAGAGAGCUGGACUUCAUCGAUAUGUGGGGACUGCGGUGAAUGAUCCUGAAUUGUUGGCUGCAAGUAGAAAUCGGCUGUGGAGAGCACUGAAAGAUACGUUUCCAACAAAUGUGCAUCCUGACAACAUUCUGAUUGACCCACUAGGACAACAAGAAAAUCCGAGAGCCUAUGUGUCAAGAGUUCAUCAAGUGUGGAGAAAUAUUACCGGAAAUGAUCCAGAUGUGAGUCAAAUUGAGCAGUCAAUUUUGAGAGCUAAACUGCAGAUGGGACUGCCCUCACCAGUAAGGAGCAAACUGGCAGAGGUGGUUGGACUUGGAAGCAUGACAAAAGGUGUCUAUACAGAUCAUAUAGCCCAUCAAGUGGAUCUGUACCGGAAAAAGGAACACAACCAGAAAGAACAGGACCAAGAAACUCUCAGAAAACUCAAUCAAAUACAACUGGUGGAGAAUAAGAAGGAGAAGAAACAAGCUUUGGUCAUGCAGAAUCAGCGUGCACCAAAUCAACAAUCACUGCCACAGCUUCAAUCGAACCAGUUCCAACCGCAAUUGUACCAGCCACCAAUAGCGGUACCAGUUGUUUCAUAUCCACAGCCAGUUUCUGGACAGACACAGAAUUGGAGAGGAAGAGGACGAGAAGGCUUAGGAAGAGGAAGAGGAGGAAUAUUUAAGCCAUACUUCCAGCAAUCUUCAGAAGUGUGUUAUAAUUGUGGACAGGUUGGUCACUUUGCCCGUGAGUGUAAUGGGCCAGGAGGAAACACCAGAGGGAAUUUCAGAGGAAGAUACAGGGGCCAGUCAAGAUCAUCUGGAGGACCGGUGAACCCUUAUAGGGGCCCGGAGCAAGGAUUCUAGAGGUGCCCAGAAGAUCCGAAAGGGGGGUGUCAGUUGGUAGCAUCAGGACUGGAAAAAGAUCCAACAAUUGAGGUGAAAGUUGAACUUCGACCAGGAGCCAGACCUCCUUGGAAGAAUCAGUAUCCAUUGAAAGAUUAAGCAAUCCAAGGGAUUGAACCACAAAUUGAAGGACUUUCGAAAGCAGGUGUUUUAAGGACAACAAAAAAUCUUCAGAGUAACAAUCCUUUGUUGUCUUUGGAGAAACCAUGAGGGGUUGAUAGUAGCGCCUCUAGACCUAUUAGGUCUGAUGAUUUAGGAAGCACAUGGGUUAGCUAAUGUUGCAAGGGGGGAGGUUAGGAGAAAGAUCACAAAGGAGUAUGGUUUUUGGGCACCAUAUUUGCUUGAACAGGUUGACUAUGUCAUAGGCAGGUGCACAAUCUGUCUGAAAAAUAAUGUUCGCAGGGGUGUGACUGUUUUUCUUGGUUACAUUCCUACACCAAGAGGUGCAUAAGAUGUACAACUAAGCUAAAAGAUGCUCAGUCGGUUGGAAAGUUCUUGUGUAAAGAAGUCAUAAGCAGGUGGGGACUUCCCGAUCAUAUAUCCUCAAAUUAGUGGGAGAGAGUUUUGUGGAUAAAUCAGGGAAAUGGUUUUUGAAAAAAUUGGGGGAAAAAGUCAGACCAAAAAUGUUAGGAAAACUAGGGUUGAAAUAACUCUAGGAAAUUUUGAAUAUCCAAUCAUUUUUCACGUCUUUACAUAUUAUUGUGAUAUUUAGUAUUUUCUUAUGAAUCAAAGGGGGGAAAUGGAAUGUGAUUCAUUUUACAUAUCAUUUUUCUAUUAUUGUUGAUAUUGAUGUUUUAAUUAGCAUGUGUUGUUUUGCAAAAGAUACUGGUUGGUGUUUUCUUUUCUUCCAGAAGCAUAUGGGGGAAUGUGUAGAGUGGGAUUCAAAUACUCAAACAUGGACAAUAUGAAUGGACUGGAGGAAGUGGAACAAGGAAGGUGUGGAAAUGUUCAGAUUCCAUCAUCGACGUUGCAUUAAAAGUCGACACUGCUGAGGAGAUGCAGUGUAGUAGACUACAUUCCAGUGUCUGCAAUGAUAUAUAGACAUAUUUGUAUGUGUAAUAAAUAAUUUGUGUCAUAUUCUUUCUGUAUUAAUUUUUGAAGAAUGAUGUUUUCUGUUGUUGGGUACAUGUGGGGACCUCAGAUGUUUUUGUUUUUUUCGUGGAUGCUUAAGGAUAUUGGGUCUAGGCAGGGACAGAGAGAAUCCACAGGAGGGUCCGAUGGGUCGACCAGCCUGAAUGUGGACAAGUUUGAUUGUACUUUGUUUUCUGAGGCUUUCAUGUGUAUUCAAUUGCAUCAUAGUUUAAAAUGCAUUGAUAAAGAUUUAUAAAUUGAUCUGUAGUACUUAGGUGGUCGCCUGGGGCAGAGGGGCCGUGAGAGAAUUUUACUGUCUUGAUUGAUUGAUGGAUAUUUGGAAAGAAAGCUGCCAGACAGGUUUUUCGCUCUUACACUCCAUAACGAUUUGUUUACACUUCAUAAAAAUUUGUUCACACUACAUAAAUUUUGUUUUAUUGUUAAAGUUACACAAUAUUUGUCAUAAUCCUAUUAUUUUUGUUUUCGAGACUUAAUUAGUCUCGAAGGGGAGAAAUAUGUAGUAUCUGAACUAUUGGUCUAUCUAAAACCACCCAUAUUAUGUUACAUAGGAUAUAAAUACCAUGUUUUUGAACAAAGGACGGAGAGAAUAACAUAUUAGAGAUUGGGUCAGUUGUUCUCCAGAUGUCUGCAGGAAUCUGUAAAUUGAUACUGUAAUCUUUGAUGUAAUAAACCAUUAUAAUCAAGGACAGUGUCAGCGGAUUUCUUGUCAUCACAGCAUAUCAGCAUCGUUGUCUCGACACCACAGUAUUUUGCACAAUAUUUGGCGUUGCUGUCAAAAGACGCUGGAUGUCUGGAUAUGUACUUAGUAUGAAAAACCCAAUUUGUCCCACAAAAGUUAAUGUAUGCAAGCAUGACAUUACAUUUACAUUUACAUUUACGUCAUUUAGCAGACGCUCUUAUCCAGAGCGACUUACAGUUAGUGAGUGCAUACAUUAUUUUUUUUAUUUUUCAUACUGGCCCCCCGUGGGAAUCGAACCCACAACCCUGGCGUUGCAAACGCCAUGCUCUACCAACUGAGCUACAUCCCUGCCGGCCAUUCCCUCCCCUCCCCUCCCCUACCCUGGACGACGCUGGGCCAAUUGUGCGCCGCCCCAUGGGUCUCCCGGUCGCGGCCGGCUACGACAGAGCCUGGAUUCGAACCAGGAUCUCUAGUGGCACAGCUAGCACUGCAAUGCAGUGCCUUAGACCACUUUGGAUAAAAGUGUCUGCUAAAUGGCAUACCUUUUUUUAUGUUAUAAAAGUUAAUAGAUUAACUACGGAGUAUAUGAUUUUGAUAAAGGAUUAGCAGCAAAUUAGUCUAUAUGUUUUAGCAAAUAUGAACUUAUAUUUUAUUUCCUAUACAACAUUCAACUGAGGAGGAUGGUUAAAUUACAGUGUUUCAGUAAUAACUCUUGCUUGAUUAAAGUUACUUGCUUUAUUAUACAGUAUGUAUCUUUCCUGUCUCCUCAGUCACUGAGCUGGUGGGAGUUGAGUAGAGGAGGAUGGUGGGUGUGCUUUUACAGAUCUUCAGUGUGGGCUUUCUCAUCCUGACCCUCAUUGCCUACCUCAUCACUGACUGGCACUGGCUACAGAUGGCCUUCCCUGUGCCAUACUACUUUACUGCAUGCUUCUAAAAACCUCAUGUUGAGCAUCCUGCUUCAUCACAGCUAUGAUCCCAGAUAGUAAGUGUGCAAAAUCUGAGAGCGAACCUGAUUAUAAAAUGGCUACCGCCCCGAAACACUCAUAUUUGUAGCCAUGAAACGCUUUGAAAGGCUGGUCAUGGCUCACAUCAACACCAUCAUCCCAGAAUGAGGGCACGACAACGCCUCUUCCCACUCAGGAGGCUGAAAAGAUUUGGCACGGGCCCUUAGAUCCUCAAACAGUUAUUCAGCUGCACCAUUGAGAGCAUCUUGACUGGCUGCAUCACUGCUUGGUAUGGCAACUGCUCGGCAUCCGACCGCCAGGCGCUACAGAGGGUAGUGCGUACGGCCCAGUACAUCACUGGGGCCGAACUCCCUGCAAACCAGGACCUCUAUACCAGGCGGUGUCAGAGGAAGGACCUAAAAAUGGUCAAAGACCACAGCCACGCAAGUCAUAGUAAUCGUCUGAUGCUGACGUAAUCGUCUGAUGUGGUUUCAACAGGCUUCCCGUUGCAACGACCACAAAGAUCAAUCUGCUAGCCCCGGCCCGCUAGCACACGCAAUCAACAGCCGUGCCUCCAGCUCGCCUGUAGCGUAGCAGCCACUGAACUGCUCCCGGACUUACUUAUUGCUGUUCACUGGACCUUAUGAUCACUCAGCUACACAGUUGAUGCCUGCUGGACUGUUCCUUUAUACGGUACCCCAUCCUGUUUAUCUGUUUAGCCUCAGCUCAAACUUUCGUCGCCAUUACCAGCUGUUGUCUUAGCUCUCUCGAAUAACACCUGUGACUGCUUUAUGCCUCUCUCCCAUGUCAAUAUGCCUUGCCUAUUGCUGUUUUGGUUAGUUCUAACUGUACUUUCAAUGUAGAGCCCCCAGUCCUGCUCAACCUGUCUCAGAUAGAUCCUUUGUCCCACCCCCCACACACACGGAGACCGGCUCAAUCGGUGCCUCCAGUGAUGCUAUCUCUUUCAUCUUUACCCAAUCCUUAGGUUUACCUCCACUGUACUCAUAUCCUUCCAUAUCCUUGCCUGUACAUAAUGCCCUGAAUCUAUUCUACAACGCCCGGAAAUCUGCCCCAUUCUUUCUCUGUACCCAACGCACUUGAAGACCAGUUCUUAAAGCCUGUAGCCGUAUCCUUACUCUACUCCUCCUCUGUUCCUCUGGUGAUGUAGAGGUUAACCAAGGCCCUGUAGCCCCCAGUAUCACUCCUGCUCCCCAGGCGCUAUUAUUUGUUGACUUCUGUAACCGCAAAAGCCUUGGUUUCUUGCAUGUUAACAUCAGAAUCCUCCUCCCUAAGUUUGAGUUAUUCACUGCGUUAGCACACUCCGCCAACCCUGAUGUUCUAGCAGUGUCUGAAUCCUGGCUUAGGAAGGCCACCAAAGAUUCUGACAUUUCCAUUCGCAACUACAACAUUUUCCGUCUAGAUAGAACUGCCAAAGGGGGCGGAGUUGCAAUCUACUGUAGAGAUAGCCGGCAGAGCUCUAUCAUACUAUCCAGGUCUGUGCCCAAACAGUUUGAGCUUCUACUUCUAAAAAUCCACCUUUCCAGAAAUAAGUCUCUCACUGUUGCCGCUUGCUACAGACCCCCCUCAGCCCCCAGCUGUGCCCUGAACACCAUAUGUGAAUUGAUUGCCCCCCAUCUAUCCUCAGAGUUCGUAUUGCUUGGUGACCUAAACUGGGAUAUGCUUAACACCCCGGCCAUCCUGCAAUCUAAACUAGAUGCCCUCAAUCUCACACAGAUUAUCAACGAACCUACCAGGUACAAAACUAAAUCCGUUAACAUGGGCACCCUCAUAGAUAUCAUCCUGACUAAUUUACCUCUUAAGACACCUCCGCUGUCUUCAACCAGGAUCUCAGCAAUCACUGCCUCGUUGCCUGCGUCCGUAAUGGGUCCGUGGUCAAACAACCACCCCUCAUCACUGUCAAACGCUCCCUAAAACACUUCAGCGAGCAGGCCUUUCUAAUUGACCUGAUCCGGGUAUCCUGGAUGGAUAUUGACCUCAUUCCAUCAGUAGAGGAUGCCUGGAUGUUCUUCAAAAGUGCUUUCCUCUCCAUCUUAAAUAAGCAUGCCCCAUUCAAAAAAUUCAGAACUAAGAAUAGAUAUAGCCCCUGGUUCACUCCAGACUUGACUGCCCUUGACCAGCACAGAAACAUCCUGUGGCGUACUGCAUUAGCAUCGAACAGCCCCCGCGAUAUGCAACUUUUCAGGGAAGUCAGGAACCAAUAUAGACAAUCAGUUUGGAAAGCAAAGGCUAACUUUUUCAAACAGAAAUGUGCAUCUUGUAGCACUAACUCCAAAACGUUUUGGGACACUGUAAAGUCCAUGCUGCCCACUGCACUGAGGCUAGGAAACACUGUCACUACCGAUAAAUCUACGAUAAUCAAACAUUUCAACAAGCAUUUUACUACGGCUGGCCAUGCUUUCCACCUGGCUACCCCUACCCCGGCCACCAGCUUUGCACCCUCCGCUGCAACUUGCCCAUGCCCCACCGCUUCUCCUUCAACCAAAUUCAGAUAGCUGAUGUUCUGAAAGAGCUGCAAAAUCUGGACCCCUACAAAUUAGCUGGGCUAGACAAUCUGGACCCUUUCUUUCUAAAAUUAGCAGCCGAAAUUGUCGCAACCCCUAUUACCAGCCUGUUCAACCUCUCUUUCGUAUCGUCUGAGAUCCCCAGAGAUUGGAAAGCUGCCGCGGUCAUCCCCAGGGGGGUGACACUCUAGAUCCAAACUGUUACAGACCUAUAUCCAUCCUGCCCUGCCUUUCGAAAGUAUUUGAAAGCCAAGUUAAGCCAAGUUAACAAACAGAUCACCGACCAUUUUGAAUCCCACCGUACCUUCUCCGCUAUGCAAUCUGGUUCCCGAGCUGGUCAUGGGUGUACCUCAGCCAUGCUCAAGGUCCUAAACGAUAUAAUAACCGCGAUCGAUAAAAGACAGUACAGUACUAUUGACCUGGCCAAGGCUUUUGACUCUGUCAAUCACCGCAUUCUUAUUGGCAGACGAAAUAGCCUUGGUUUCUCAAAUGACUGCCUCGCCUGGUUCACCAACUACUUCUCAGAUAGAGUUCAAUGUGUCAAAUCGGAGUGCCUGUUGUCUGGACCUCUGGCAGUCUCUAUGGGGGUGCCACAGGGUUCAAUUCUGUGUACAUCAAUGAUGUCGCUCUUGCUGCUGGUGACUCUCAGAUCCACCUCUACGCAGACGACACCAUUUUGUAUAUAUCUGGCCCUUCAUUGGACACUGUGUUAACAAACCUCCAAACAAGCUUCAAUGCCAUACAACACUCCUUCCGUGGCCUCCAACUGCUCUUAAACGCUAGUAAAACUAAAUGCAUGCUCUUCAAUCGAACGCUACUUACAUCCGCCUGCCCGACUAGAAUCACUACUCUCGGCGGGUCUGACUAAGAAUAUGUGGACAACUACAAAUACCUAGGUGUCUGGUUAGACCGUAAACUCUCCUUCCAAACUCACAUUAAGCAUCUCCAAUCCAAAGUUAAAUCUAGAAUCGGCUUCCUAUUUCGCAACAAAGCCUCCUUCACUCAUGCUGCUAAACAUGCCCUCGCAUCUUCAAUGCCCUUGCUGAUGGAAUGAGGUUUUCACUCAAAAUCUCACGAUACAUGGCCCCAUUCAUUCUUUCCUUUACACAGAUCAGUCGUCCUGGUCCCGUUGCAGAAAAACAGCCCCAAAGCAUGAUGUUUCCACCCCCAUGCUUCACAGUAGGUAUGGUGUUCUUUGGAUGCAACUCAGCAUUCUUUGUCCUCCAAACACGACGAGUUGAGUUUUUACCAAAAAGUUAUAUUUUGGUUUCAUCUGACCAUAUGACAUUCUCCCAAUCCUCUUCUGGAUCAUCCAAAUGCACUCUAGCAAACUUCAGACGGGCCUGGACAUGUACUGGCUUAAGCAGGGGGACACGUCUGGCACUGCAGGAUUUGAGUCCCUGGCGGCGUAGUGUGUUACUGAUGGUAGGCUUUGUUACUUUGGUCCCAGCUCUCUGCAGGUCAUUCACUAGGUCCCCCCGUGUGGUUCUGGGAUUUUUGCUCACCGUUCUUGUGAUCAUUUUGACCACACGGGGUGAGAUCUUGCGUGGAGCCCCAGAUCGAGGGAGAUUAUCAGUGGUCUUGUAUGUCUUCCAUUUCCUAAUAAUUGCUCCCACAGUUGAUUUCUUCAAACCAAGCUGCUUACCUAUUGCAGAUUCAGUCUUCCCAGCCUGGUGCAGGUCUACAAUUUUGUUUCUGGUGUCCUUUGACAGCUCUUUGGUCUUGGCCAUAGUGGAGUUUGGAGUGUGACUGUUUGAGGUUGUGGACAGGUGUCUUUUAUACUGAUAACAAGUUCAAACAGGUGCCAUUAAUACAGGUAACGAGUGGAGGACAGAGGAGCCUCUUCAAGAAGAAGUUACAGGUCUGUGAGAGCCAGAAAUCUUGCUUGUUUGUAGGUGACCAAUACUUAUUUUCCACCAUAAUUUGCUAAUAAAUUCAUUAAAAAUCCUACAAUGUGAUUUUCAGGAUUUUUUUUCUCAUUUUGUCUGUCAUAGUUGACGUGUACCUAUGAUGAAAAUUACAGGCCUCUCUCAUCUUUUUAAGUGGGAGAACUUGCACAAUUGGUGGCUGACUAAAUACUUUUUCACCCCACUGUAUAUAGAUUUUCUAUUGUGUUAUUGACUGUACGUUUUGUUUAUUCCAUAUGUAACUCUGUGUUGUUAUUUUUACUGCACUGCUUUGCUUUAUCUUGGCCAGGUCGCAGUUGUAAAUGAGAACUUGUUCUCAACUGGCUUACCUGGUUAAAUAAAGGUGAAAUCAAAUAAAAUAAAUGAAUAGACUGUUCUCUCUGCCUAGUCACUUUUACCCCUACCCACAUGUACAGUUGAAGUCAGAAGUUUACAUACACUUAGGUUAGAGUCAUUAAAACUUGUUUUUCAACCACUCCACAAAUUUCUUGUUAACAAACUAUCAUUUUGGCAAGUCUGUUAGGACAUCUACUUUGUGCAUGACACAAGUAAUUUUCCCAACAAUUGUUUACAUACAGAUUAUUUCACUUAUAAUUCACUGUAUCACAAUUCCAGUGGGUCGGAAGUUCACAUACACUAAGUUGACUGUGCCUUUAAACAGCUUGGAAAAUUCCAGAAAAUUAUGUCAUCGCUUUAGAAGCUUCUGAUAGGCUAAUUGACAUCAUUUGAGUCCAUUGGAGGUGUACCUGUGGAUGUAUUUCAAGGCCUACCUUCAAACUCAGUGCCUCUUUGCUUGACAUCAUCGGAAAAUCAAAAGAAAUCAGCCAAGACCUCAGAAAAAAAAUGGUAGACCUCCACAAGUCUGGUUCAUCCUUGGGAGCAAUUUCUAAACGCCUGAAGGUACCACGUUCAUCUGUACAAACAAUAGUAAGCAAGUAUAAACACCAUGGGACCACGCAGCUGUCAUACCGCUCAGGAAGGAGACGCGUUCUGUCUCCUAGAGAUGAACGUACUUUGGUGCGAAAAGUGCAAAUCAAUCCCAGAACAACAGCAAAGGACCUUGUGAAGAUGCUGGAGGAAACAGGUACAAAUGUAUCUAUAUCCACAGUAAAACUAGUCCUAUAUCGACAUAACCUGAAAGGCCGCUCAGCAAGGAAGAAGCCACUGCUCCAAAACCGCCAUAAAAAAGCCAGACUACGGUUUGCAACUGCACAUGGGGACAAAGAUCUGACUUUUUGGAGAAAUGUCCUCUGGUCUGAUGAAACAAAAAUAGAACUGUUUGGCCACAAUGACCAUCGUUAUGUUUGGAGGAAAAAGGGGACGGCUUGCAAGCCGAAGAACACCAUCCCAACCGUGAAGAACGGGGCUGGCAGCAUCAUGCUGUGGGGGUGCUUUGCUGCAGGAGGGACUGGUGCACUUCACAAAAUAGAUGGCAUCAUGAGGAAGGAAAGUUAUGUGGAUAUAUUGAAGCAACAUCUCAAGUAAUCAGUCAGGAAGUUAAAGCUUGGUCGCAAAUGGGUCUUCCAAAUGGACAAUGACCCCAAGCAUACUUCCAAAGUUGUGGCAAAAUGGCUUAAGGAUAACAAAGUCAAGGUAUUGCAGUGGCCAUCACAACUCCCUGACUUCAAUCUUAUAGAACAUUUGUGGGCAGAACUGAAAAAGCGUGUGCAAGCAAGGCCUACAAACCUGACUCAGUUACACCAGCCCUGUCAGGAGGAAUGGGCCAAAAUUCACCCAACUUAUUGUGGGAAGUUUGUUUAAGGCUACCCAAAACGUUUGACCCAAGUUAAACAAUUUAAAGGCAAUGCUACCAAAUACUAAUUGAGUGUAUGUAAACUUCUAACCCACUGGGAAUGUGAUGAAAGGAAUAAAAGCUGAAAUAAAUCACUCUCUUCUAUUAUUCUGACAUUUCACAUUCUUAAAAUAAAGUGGUGAUCCUAACUGACCUAAGAAAGGGAAUUUUUUACUAGGAUUAAAUGUCAGGAAUUGUGGAAAAUUGAGUUGAAAUGUACAGUGGGGAAAAAAAAUAUUUAGUCAGCCACCAAUUGUGCAAGUUCUCCCACUUAAAAAGAUGAGAGAGGCCUGUAAUUUUCAUCAUAGGUACACGUCAACUAUGACAGACAAAAUGAGAAAAGAAAAUCCAGAAAAUCACAUUGUAGGAUUUUUAAUUAAUUAAUUUGCAAAUUAUGGUGGAAAAUAAGUAUUUGGUCAAUAACAAAAGUUUCUCAUACUUUGUUGGUCAAACGUUUUCUGUAAGUCUUCACAAGGUUUUCACACACUGUUGCUGGUAUUUUGGCCCAUUCCUCCAUGCAGAUCUCCUCUAGAGCAGUGAUGUUUUGGGGCUGUCGCUGGGCAACACAGACUUUCAACUCCCUCCAAAGAUUUUCUAUGGGGUUGAGAUCUGGAGACUGGCUAGACCACUCCAGGACCAUGAAAUGCUUCUUACGAAGCCACUCCUUCGUUGCCCGGGCGGUGUGUUUGGGAUCAUUGUCAUGCUGAAAGACCCAGCCACGUUUCAACUUCAAUACCCUUGCUGAUCUCACGAUACAUGGCCCCAUUCAUUCUUUCCUUUACACGGAUCAGUCGUCCUGGUCCCUUUGCAGAAAAACAGCCCCAAAGCAUGAUGUUUCCACCCCCAUGCUUCACAGUAGGCAUGGUGUUCUUUGGAUGCAACUCAGCAUUCUUUGUCCUCCAAACACGACGAGUUGAGUUUUUACCAAAAAGUUAUAUUUUGGUUUCAUCUGACCAUAUGACAUUCUCCCAAUCCUCUUCUGGAUCAUCCAAAUGCACUCUAGAAAACUUCAGACGGGCCUGGACAUGUACUGGUUUAAGCAGGGGGACACAUCUGGCACUGCAGGAUUUGAGUCCCUGGCGGCGUAGUGUGUUACUGAUGGUAGGCUUUGUUACUUUGGUCCCAGCUCUCUGCAGGUCAUUCACUAGGUCCCCCCGUGUGGUUCUGGGAUUUUUGCUCACCGUUCUUGUGAUCAUUUUGACCCCACGGGGUGAGAUCUUGCGUGGAGCCCCAGAUCGAGGGAGAUUAUCAGUGGUCUUGUAUGUCUUCCAUUUCCUAAUAAUUGCUCCCACAGUUGAUUUCUUCAAACCAAGCUGCUUACCUAUUGCAGAUUCAGUCUUCCCAGCCUGGUGCAGUCUACAAUUUUGUUUCUGGUGUCCUUUGACAGCUCUUUGGUCUUGGCCAUAGUGGAGUUUGGAGUGUGACUGUUUGAGGUUGUGGACAGGUGUCUUUUAUACUGAUAACAAGUUCAAACAGGUGCCAUUAAUACAGGUAACGAGUGGAGGACAGAGUAGCCUCUUAAAGAAGAAGUUACACGUCUGUGAGAGCCAGAAAUCUUGCUUGUUUGUAGGUGACCAAAUACUUAUUUUCCACCAUAAUUUGCAAAUAAAUUCAUAAAAAAUCCUACAAUGUGAUUUUCUGGAUUUUAUUUUCUCAAUUUGUCUGUCAUAGUUGACGUGUACCUAUGAUGAAAAUUACAGGCCUCUCUCAUCUUUUUAAGUGGGAGAACUUGCACAAUUGGUGGCUGACUAAAUACUUUUUUCCCCACUGUAUUUGGCUAAGGUGUAUGUAAACUUCAGAAUUCAACUGUACAUACUGUAUUACCUCAAUUACCUCAUACCCCUGCACAUCGACUCGGUACUGGUACUCCUUGUAUUUGGCCUCGUUAUAAUUUUUAUUGUGUUACUAUUUCCUUUUUAUUUAGCAAAUAUUUGUCUUACUUUUUAACUCUGCACUGUUGGGAAUGGGCUCGUAAGUAAGCAUUUCACUGUAUAGUCUACACCUGUUGUAUUCGGCGCAUGUGACCAAUAAAAUUUGAUUUGAUUUAAUACAGUACCCCAUCUUAUUUAAUGUGCAGAGUGCAUACGGUACACAGUAAUGUCUCUCUCUAACAGUUUACUUCUGGUUAAUGGGUCAAGACAGUUGUGGCCUGCAUAGGCCGGUUGUGCAUCACCAUGGCUUUUGAGAUGGUGGUGUUUGUGAACAGUGAAUUAUACCACACUGUUGUCAGGUAAGGGUAACUAGGGGGGCAUUACAAAACUAACAGGUAGCAUCUCAAAAUGGAGAACUAAUAACUAAGAUAGGACAAAAUGUAUGGAAAUUGCUUGGAUAUACAAUUGUUUCUCUCUUCAUGAACCUGGGUGUGUCAGUGUGCCCCACUUCAUGAACCUGGGUGUGUCAAUCACACACACCUGGUUCCUAUCCCCUAAUUAGUCUGUGUAUAAGUGUUCCCUCUGCCCCCUUGUCCUUGUGGGUGAUUGUUAAUUGUGAGAGUAAUGUAGCUCGGUGGAGCUACUCAUAACAUUGUGUUGCCAGGGUAGAUUUUCCCCCUGUGCCUAUGUAUUAUUGGAUUCCGUUACAGUGUAAUUGCCAGGGAUGUUUGUUUCCCCUGUGCCUGUUUCGUUGAUUGCUAUUGGAACGCAUUUGUGUGUCAACAAAGGAAUAAACUCUGUAUUCGGUGAUUACCCUCCUGCGCCUGACUCCUUUCACCACACUCACCCCAGAAUCACCCACUCGCUAUGGAGUCAGCGGGAGAAGAGCGCAUGCCUGGAGUCGUGGCAUGGGUCCAGGAGCAUUCCACGAUGCUGGCCAGCUUGGGGGAAGCGAUGGAUUGGGUUCUUCAGGUCGUCCAACGCCUGGAGAGGAGAGGACCUGAUCCGUCGAGACCAGUUGGCCAACCGGAUCCAGCCAUCUACACCCCAGCACCCGGAGGGACGGCGGCCCUGUGCCAGGGAUUCCUCCUCCAAUUGGAGCUUUACUUCGCCAGCAUCAGACCGGCGCCAUUGGAGCGGGAGAAGGUGUCCAUCCUCGUUUCCUGCCUCUGUGGGAAAGCCCUGGAAUGGGCCAACGCGGUGUGGAAUGAGGGAGGAGCCGCGUUGGAGGACUACAGGGAGUUCGCUCGCCUCUUUCGGGCGGUCUUCGAUCACCCGCCCGAGGGUCGAGAGGCGGGUGAGCGGCUGGUCCACCUGAGGCAGGGGACGAGGACCGCGCAGGACUUCGCAUUGGAGUUUCGUAUGCUGGCAGCGGGGUCCGGGUGGAACGAGCGGGCCCUGAUCGACCAUUUCCGGUGCCAUCUGCGGGAGGACGUCCGACGGGAGCUAGCCUGCUGGGACACCAUGUUGUCCUUCGAUAAACUAGUGGACAUGGCCAUUCGUUUGGACAACCUGCUGGCAGCCGGAGGACGUCCUGGUAGGGGUAUGCCCGUUUCCACCCCGGACGACUCGGAGCCCGAGCCGAUGGAGCUGGGUGGAGCCGCCGGCCGAGAGAGCGGAGGAGGACAGCGACAGUGCCACUCUGGUGGCACGAAGGGACAGUACACCACGCGUCGUAGUCAACGUUCUUUUGGGCCGGGAGGCGGCAGGCAGGGCACUCACGCAUCACCCCAGGUAUCGAACACCCACACUUGUUCAGAGCCCUCUGUUGCGCACUGUACCCUACCUAUCCACUUUCCCGAUCACAUGGUAGUUCCCCAGUGUAAGGCACUAGACGAUUCCGGCGCAGCUGGGAACUUUAUGGACAGGGCAUUCGUACGCCGUCAAGGCAUUUCAUUGGUUCCCCUCUCCAUUCCACUCCCCAUCAGAGCACUUGAUAGUCGACCAUUAGAGUCCGGGUUUGUUACGGAAGUCACUAUACCGGUCACCAUGAUCACCCAUGAGACUCAUUGUGAGCAGGUUAUUUUUUCGAUUAUUGAAUCUCCUGCUUUCCCUGUUGUAUUAGGUAUCCCUUGGCUAGCACUCCACAACCCCACCUUCUCAUGGCCGCAGAGGGCUCUCACGGGGUGGUCGCGUGAAUGUCAGGGUAGGUGUCUAGAUGUUUCCGUUGGUGCAACCACGGUGGAAAGUCCAGACGGUACCUCCACCGUGCGCAUCCCCCCCGAAUACCUCAAUUUGUGCUACUAAAUUACCAACUCAUCGGGCGGGGGAUUGCACGAUAGACCUUCGGGUAGACGCUGUACCUCCCAGGAGUCAUGUGUACCCUCGUCGCAGGCUGAAAUGGAGGCCAUGGGAACAUACGUCUCCGAGUCCCUGGGCCAGGGGUACAUACGUCCCUCCACUUCACCCGCCUCCUCAAGUUUCUUCUUUGUGAAGAAGAAAGACGGCGGUCUGCGCCCGUGCAUUGAUUAUCGAUCACUGAACAAGGAGACAAUUAGAUUUAGUUAUCCUCUCCCCCUCAUUCCUACAGUGAUCGAGUCAAUGCAUGGGGCGCGCUUCUUCACAAAGCUAGAUCUCAGGAGUGCGUACAACCUGGUGCGUGUUCAGGAGGGGGAUGAGUGGAAGACGGCCUUCAGCACAACCACGGGGCAUUAUGAAUACCUGGUGAUCCCCUACGGUUUGAUGAAUGCUCCAUCCAUCUCCCAGUCCUUUGUGAACGAGGUGUUUCGGGACAUGCUUGGUCACGGUGUAGUGGUCUACAUCGAUGACAUCCUGGUGUAUUCUGCUUCUCGCGCCGAGCAUGUGUCCCUGGUUCGCAAAGUGCUGGCCAGACUGUUGGAAAAUGACCUUUAUGCCAAGGCAGAGAAGUGUACAUUUUUACAGCAGUCCGUCUCCUUCCUCGGAUACCGCAUUACCACCUCAGGUGUGGAGAUGGAGGGAGAUCGCAUUUCAGCCGUGCGUAAUUGGCCGACUCCAACCACGGUUAAGGAGGUGCAGCGAUUCCUUGGCUUUGCCAACUCCUACCGAAGGUUUAUCUGGCGCUUUGGCAAGGUUGCAGCUCCCAUCACAUCCCUGUUGAAGGGUGGGCCAUCCCGGCUCCGCUGGUCUGCUGAGGCGGAUCUGGCCUUCAGGAGACUGCGGGGUCUGUUCACCUCAGCUCCUGUACUGGUCCACCCCGAUCCAUCACUACCGUUUGUAGUGGAGAUGGAUGCGUCCGAGGUAGGGAUAGGCGCUGCCCUGUGCCAACGCUCGGGCACACCACACAAGCUCCGCCCCUGUGCCUUCUUCUCGAAGAAGCUCAGCCCGGCGGAGCAGAACUACGACGUUGGCCAUGUGGAGGCAUUGGCUCGAAGGAGCGAAACACCCAUUCCUCGUCUGGACGGACCACCGUAACCUGGAGUACAUCCGGGCAGCGGUUUGAUUUUACACUAUCAUACAUUCUGGGUACGAAGAACGUGAAGGCAGACGCACUGUCCCGGCUGUAUGACACAGAGGAGAGGCCCAGAGACAACACCCCCGUACUCCCGGCCUCCUGCAUUGUCGCCGGUAGUAUGGGCGAUGGACGCGGAUAUAGAGCGGGCAUUACGCACCGAUCCAUCUCCACCGCAGUGUCCAGCUGGGCUGCGGUACGUGCCUGCUCUUAUUCGUGAUCGUCUGAUCUUCUGGGCACAUACGUCACCCUCCUCUGGACACCCAGGUAUUGGUCGUACAGUGCGCUGCUUGAGCGGAAAGUACUGGUGGCCUACCUUGUCUAAGGAUGUGAGGGUGUGCGCUCAGAGUAAGGCACCUAGGCACCUCCCAGCGGGUAAGCUAAAUGACCAUGGUCUCACCUUAGCAUUGAUUUUCUGAUUGAUCUUCCCCUCUCCCAAGGUAACACCACCAUCCUGGUCGUUGUGGACUGCUUCUCCAUGUCCUGCCGCCUCCUUCCUCUGCCCGGUCUCCCCACGGCCCUGCAGACUGCGGAGGCCCUGUUCACUCACGUCUUCCGGCACUACGGGGUGCCAGAGGAUAUAGUGUCCGACCGAGGUCCCCAGUUCACGUCCAAGGUUUGGAAGGCGUUCAUGAAACGUCUGGGGGUCACAGUCAGCCUGACCUCCGGGUUCCACCCCGAGUCAAAUGGGCAGGUGGAACGAGUAAAUCAGGAUGUGGGUAGGUUCCUGCGGUCCUACUGCCAGGACCAGCCGGGGGAGUGGUCGUGUUCUUGCCAUGGGCAGAAUAUGCCCAGAACUCUCUCCGCCACUCCUCUACUAACCUAACACCAUUUCAAUGUGUUUUAGGUUUCAAACCGGUUCUGGCACCGUGGCACCAGAGCCAGACCGAGGCACCUGCGGUCGCUGACUGGUUUCGGCGCUCGGAGGAGACGUGGGCCAUGUUCACCUUCAGCGCGCCGUGCAUCGUCAGAAGGCCAACGCUGACCGUCACCGCAGUGAGGCCCCGGUCUUCGUACCGGGGGAUCGGGUCUGGCUCUCGACCCGGAAUCUGCCCCUCCGCCUGCCCUGCCAGAAGCUGAGCCCGUUUGUGGGGUUCCUCCACCUCCUCUGGACAUCGAGGGGGCCCCGGCGUACUCUGUCCGCUCCAUCCUGGAUUUGAGAGGCAUCGGGUGGGGGGCCUUCAGUACCUCGUGGAGGGGUACAGUCCGGAGGAACGGUGCUGGGUCCCGGUGAGGGAUAUCCUCGAUCCCUCCCUGUUGUGGGAUUUCCACCGUCGCCAUCCGGCUCGCCCUGCUCCGCGUCCUCCUGGCCGUCCCCGAGGCUGGGGUCGGCGCGGUGCUGGAGCUGCGCGUCGGGGGGGGGGGGGGGGGGGGGUACUGUCACGACUUUGGCCGAGGCUGCCUCCCCUCCUUGUUCGGGCAGGCUUCGGCGUUCGUCGUCACUGGCUUACUAACCACUGCCGCCCCAAUCAUCAUCACAAUUGUCUCGUCUUGUCAAUCACACACACCUGGUUCCUAUCCCCUAAUUAGUCUGUGUAUAAGUGUUCCCUCUGCCCCCUUGUCCUUGUGGGUGAUUGUUAAUUGUGAGAGUAAUGUAGCUCGGUGGAGCUAGAUUUUCCCCCUGUGCCUAUGUAUUAUUGGAUUCCGUUACAGUGUAAUUAACAGGGAUGUUUGUUUCCCCUGUGCCUGUUUCGUUGAUCGCUAUUGGAGCGCAUUUGUGUGUCAACGAAGGAAUAAACUCUGUAUUCGGUGAUUACCCUCCUGCGCCUGACUCCUUUCACCACACUCACCACAGGCUGGAGCUGCCACUAAUCAUCUUCGGGAACAUGAUUAAAACACGAAUUAACAUGUUAUAAGAUGCUUAUACACCCGAGUCCAUUGCUGGGUCACACUCAAUGUGUUCAUAUGUUGUGUUGUACGUACCACCCAGGGGCGAUAGCGUUCGUACCUGGAGGUUUAGUCUUGCUGCUGCCUGAGGCCAGAGGUGUGCCACUUCCUGAGACCAUCGAUGACGUUGAGUUCCCAAAC
Molecule: messenger RNA, 31689 nt
Organism: Coregonus sp. 'balchen'
Lineage: Eukaryota; Metazoa; Chordata; Actinopteri; Salmoniformes; Salmonidae
Source: the annotation of a GenBank genome assembly